UUGCCGGGCAACUAUGGCCCGUUUAGAACACAGGUAUAGAAGCAUCAUAAAAAUAAGUUAUUCGAAAAUUAGUUUUUUACUAGCUAGCACAAGCUAGCUACCUAAUGCUUUUAUAUGCGAUUGGUGAAAUCAUUAAAAUGGCUUGGAUUGUUCUAGUUAAAUCAUUUCAUAUUUAUCAUUUUGUUUUAUAAGUUGUCAGAUUUCCCAAUAAAAUAAAAUUCAUUCUCAUUAUUUCUUAUAAACCCGGCAUAAACUUUAAUGAAGUUUCAUAGUUGUCCUAAAAAGAUCAUAAAAUGACAUCUAUUCUCAUUAAUUGUAUAUGAGACGAAAUUCUUAACAAUAGCUCUAUUAGUACUUUACUUGUAUACUAUGUUUGAUGUGCCUAAAAAAGGGGAAUACGUCCGGCCUGGGUGACGAAACACCAACAUCAUCUGGUACAUUGUAGUGAUUUUCAUACGUAUCUUUUAAAAUAGUCUAGUCAGGUUCAGUAUCUAGGAUUGAAAAUGGCUUGCUUUUCGAGUUAACAGUUGAGCUUUCCUUUAUUAAGUUAAUUUGUUUUUUAUUUGUGGUUAAUCCUUUUUGGGCAAAUAAGCAUUGUAUUUUCUUUGUACAAGUUACAAAAUAAACUUGGCGGUUAAUGAUUUUAAUAAUGUUCCAGAAAUAAGAGACACGAUUAGCGCAAUAAAAGAUGUCAUCAACUUUGUCGAGAAUCUUCUCUACGGAGAAAGUACGUGCCAAAUAUUCCAGCUCUUUGUGAGAUACGCUGGUCACAAAAAAACAUAAGUAUUGAUAUUUUUCACGAUCAUUUUGAGGGCAUUCUCAAUGGGCUUUUGGCAAUUUCUAGAGAAGGUAAUGCUGCAGCGAGAAAAAACGCUUACCACUUAUAUUGUGUUGCUACCAAGUAACAAUUUAUUAUACGAGUAUCUGCUGGUUUGAUAGGAAAAUACUCAGGAAUAUUAGAACUUGUUGCCAAUGCCCUAUAAUCAAAGACAAUAGAUAUGUAUAUAUGAAAGAAGCAUCUCAGUAACGCGGACCAGGAAUUCCAAUAUGUCUUCGACACUUCUACAGAAACUGCAGCUGUCAUUGGAACCGAUUUACAUAUCCCGCGCAUUACAUUUCGCCAACGACACCAGUCCAAUCAUCCUGCUGAGACUCCAUGCGAUUUUUGGGAGCGAUCGAUCUUCAUCCCGUAUUUGGAUUCCCUUAUAUCCGCACUGGAACAUCGUUUCUUUGAUAAACAUAUGUUAAUCAAAGAAACCAUGUUCCAGUAGGCAUAUGCCUACCUUCGAAUUGAUGAUGUUGCAUCCUGAUGCGAUAUUGAAAAUUUCAUUGGCUGAAUUCAAACAGAAAACACAAAGUUACUAUGGGUUAGAUUCCUUUGAUAAUAACGCCGAACUGAGAUAUAAACGAUGGAAAGAUAUGCCAAGAGAACACCUAAGAGAGCUGAACUUUGCGGAGUUGUUAGAGAAGGCGGAAACAUUCUUUCCUCCAACCAGAAAACCUAUACUAAUUUCUUUUCUCACUGUCUUGCACCACGAGGUACUUCUCUACACUGCGGUGUAGUCAAAACGUGGUUGAGGUCGACGAUGCUCGAUCUUGAUCUAUUACCAUACAUAGGACACAUAAAUGGCCUGUGUAUGUUAAGUGUCCAGCGAAAGAUAGUACAAGAAAAUUUAAUUUUUGUAGCGAACAUAUUAGUUUCACUUGCCUGCCCCCCCCUAAACUAAAUCCUGGCUACGCCCUUGUCCCAGUCAGUCCUAUUCCUUAGUGGAAUCGCAUUAUAAACAGUUGAACGACGCUAACAACUAAUUAUCAAAUAGUAUGCUAGAUGGCGUUUGUCGCAACUUUUCCUUUGGCAUUUAAUUUUUUUAUAUGAUAAUUAACUAUUACUUGAAAUAUUUGUCCCCUCGGAUUAGGUAUCGACUAGUAUCGGAAAAAACCUAUUCCAAAUACCUAAUCCGAUAUUUAUGCCUCACAUCUAUUAAUUUCCUCGUCUGGCAACACUGGCUCCUGUUCACUCAUUUGAUGGAGUUUUUGACGGGAUUUCAUCGAGUACGGUUGGCGUGUCAUUUUAAUUAUUCUUUAAUACAUUUAUAGUAGACAUUGCAAAUAAAAUUGGUGUGGUUUUGUGUUACAAACGUCUGCACAACUGGAGAAUUAGUGGAAUCUUAAAAAAAUACGCUAUACUGGUCAAGUGGAAUUCUUUGCUUGUUUUUGACGGUUUUUGUUGGUAAGUAAAUUUAGGUACCAAUAAAGUUAUUGGAAAAAAAUAAAAAUAAGUUAGCAGGGUGAUAAGUUGAUUUCUUCCUAUUGGAAGUAUCUUCCAAUGUAGGCAAAUAUGAUUAAUCGUGAUAACGUUUAUCCAAUAAAACAAUAACUGCAGUAACAUAGAAAUCUAACCUAAAUGCCGAAGAAAAAAGGCCAUAAAAAUAAUUUAAAUGCAGAUUUCACAAUAAACGACUCUGCUAAUGCCCUUAAGCCAGUGGGAAAACUAAGAAAAUCGGUUGAGACAGCUCCUCCUCCUGAAUUGUCCUGGGACCAACUUCAGGAUGAGGAGUACGACCUCGUGGAAGAAAUUAACGAAGAUGGAACAAAGAGCAUCAUCCGCAAAAAGAAAAGAAACCAUUCCAAGUGUGAAAACAACAUUGAUGACAGCCCUGGUAUUGUUUAUCCUGAGAUUGUAUGGUACCUAAUAUCGAAAUUCAUAAAACCAGAAGAUGUUGGAAGAUUUGCAGGUAUAAACAGAAGUGCAUAUGCAAUAACUAAACGAGAGUCAUUUUGGAGGUCACUCUAUAAUAAAUAUUGUGAGAAUAAGCUAAAGUUGCCCGACAGAUUGAGGUUGGAAAACAGUUACAAAGUUUAUGGACUUCGGCAAAGGGUUAUCAGAGCUCUGUAUCAUACUUAUAAAGUGUUUAACAUGAAAGUUGCUCAUCAGGCAACCCAAGACAGUAAACCUCAUGAAUUGGUGAAAAGGCGCUGCGUGAAUGUCUGGUUCCACAAGGGCGUACAGUAUUGGUCAAUAUAUUUCAAAUUUAAGAAGUUGCACCCGCUAGAAAGAUUUGAAAUGGCAACUAGUCUUAUUGAAGAGCUGGGGCGAGUAGAUGCAAAUCCAGAGGAGAACUCUCAAGUUUUACAGGUUACAUGCCAUAAUUUCUAUGAGGUGCCUCCAUUGAUGGGCAUGACUCUUUCAUCUGUCAGUGUUGUACUAUCACAAGGAUUUCGAUACCAUAGACUUCAUCUUGGCUUCAAUACAGGCUCGCAUAAUGUUUCCAGAGACAUACUGCCGGAGUGUACAGUGAUUCUAGACAGUGUUGUAAGCAUGGUGGUAUUGGACUGGUGGCAUCCUCUAUAUCCUCAUUUUGAUAACACAGUGCCGUAUAACAUGAGGGAUGAAGAAGCAUUGCCAGUCUUGAAAAAGGAUUUCUUCAAUUGAUUGAUUAACAUUAAUUAAUGAUAAGCUAAAAGCUAAUUGUGAUACUUUAGUAGUAUAAACUUUAUUAUAUUUUUUGACUGUUA
Molecule: messenger RNA, 3516 nt
Organism: Chilo suppressalis (striped riceborer)
Lineage: Eukaryota; Metazoa; Arthropoda; Insecta; Lepidoptera; Crambidae
Source: the annotation of a GenBank genome assembly